Messenger RNA from Symbiodinium sp. CCMP2592, 3525 nucleotides. Lineage: Eukaryota; Dinophyceae; Suessiales; Symbiodiniaceae. The record is from the annotation of a GenBank genome assembly.
AUGGUGAAGCAAAUGCAGCUCAUGAAAGCGGUGAUCUUGCAGCAGCAGCAAGCUCUGAAUGUACGCAAGGCAGCAGAAGUCCCUGCGACUGAAGCUCCCGAGCCCUCGCCGGCGAAGUCUACCCCUGGAAAAGCCCCGCCGAGCUCCAAGCCCGAAGCCGAGCCCGCCGUGGCCCCACGUGGGCAGAAGAGGAGCCGGUCGCCUCAGGAAGGCGAUUCCACGGAGGACGAGUUUCCGAGGGUGUUGAUUUCCUCUACGUUGGACCGCAACGAGAAGAACAAAGUCAGGAGGAUUUGUACGCCCAAGCCUGGCACUGGAAAUCUUGAGGUUCCGGAGAACAUUUUUGAGAUGUUUCAGGAUGCUGCCAAGGGUCGUGAAACCCUCUACAAGAUGUGGGCCAAAAGUGGGGGUGUCAAGGUGGGUACUGUGCUCACAAAUAAACGAAACACGACUCGAAUCGAGAAAAUCGUGAAGUGGGCCGAGUCCAAAGGCCUCGUCCGGGAGUGCGAAUACGAUCCAGAUGUCCUCGAGUACUGGGUCAAUAUUCGAACUGAGGGUGAGCUUUCCAAAGAGGACAUGGAGUCUUUGACACAUACGAAGCAGUACGAGGGCGAGGGAGGAGAUGAGCUCUGUUUCAAGCCCCGGGUUCGCAUUGAUGGCUUCGACUUGGCUGAUGACGAUGAUCUCGCCCGUUGCGGGGCAGGGAACAAGGAAGGUGAUCAUCAGAAACCGGUUUCAGCGGUGCUUACGGAGCAUCUCGGGUACACGCUCAAAGCGAAGAACAGCCUUACAAGCUUUCUCGACAAGAUGCGGUCGGCUGGGGCGGGCGACACCAACUGUGCUGGGCCAAUCUCCAAGUUGGAAGGGCUGCAGAAGGAGUUUGAGGCUGUGUACGAAGAAAUGGCGGAUGCGCAGGCGGAGGGCAAAAUCAAUGGUUUCUCUGAAAAGUUGGCCGCCGAGUGCCACACGAUGUUCAAGAAGGCUACGAAGCUGCAGACGCUGAACAAGAUGCGCAAGGCGGCGAAGAAGAAGACCGAGGAGGAAAAGUGCUGUGCUAACUUCGAAGGUUCAGUGUUGGUUUCGUUGCUGAGAUAUUUGGCCGUGGCCGUAGUGUCACGGAUUCUGCUCGAUCGUGAGCUCCAAUGUCUUAGACUGUCCGUGAAGUCUGGUUCUGAAGAUGACAACUACAUCAGCGAGCAGGUCUACGACAUCGUCAAAAAAUACGGCAAAGGUGAAAGUGCAGACCAGACCCCUCGACAGAGUCCAAAUCCUGCAGUGACCGGGCUCCCGUGCGCAGCCACGAAGUCGCGCAAGGACCCGAGCGAAGAAGACCUGGAUAUGAGGGUUAUUGGUGAGGCUAGCGCUGCUGGGAAAAUCCUUCGGCGCUGCAUCGAUGUCGUCAGGAAAGUUCGGUACGAGAACGGUGGAGAGCAAUUAUGCGUUUUCAAGAUAGGGCUCACUGCAAAUCCUGUUCGACGAAGGGCAAGCUACCGUGACCAGAAUUUCAGGAAUUUCGUCAUCAUCCACCAAACCUGCCGCUCCGAUCUUCUGGGUUUGAUGGAAAUGUUGGAAGCCGCUAUCAUUGCUGAGUUCUACGACGCUGGUUGCCGAUGCCGCAACCGACAGCUCGGAGGGGAGAGUAUGCGUGAUCGAGACCAGAGGCCCCGCUUCGCUCCUCCAUACUACGCCUACUGUGCAGCUACAAAUGCUUCGCAAAGAGAGCCUAUUCUGGGGUCUGCGAAGCUUGUGCACUGCUUCAAGCACGGUGUCCCCGCGAAAGACCUCGUCCUGGAUGCCAGGACCGCUGCGAAGACGGACUCCUGCCAUGUAUUAGCAAAAAUCGCGAGUGUGAAAGAAUCCAGUGCGGACGCUCCACUCUUCAAGAUUCUUCGACAGUACGGGUUGGCACUGCCGGCACCUAUCUCUGUAAAGAAGGUUGCGACCCUGGAAAAUUAUCCGUACUUGGACCCUGCAUCUCUUCUUGAAGCGUUGAGUGGGAAUGGCUACUUUCACAAAGUGCUUGGAGUGCCGGUCCACUCGGCUGAGUCAUGUUUGCUGUCCUUUUGGGAGAAGUUUCGAGAGCUGCACCCCAACCACGGAAUAUUCUCGCAAUACAUUUCUCUUGGUAACCUGAUCCCGUACUAUCUUCAUGGGGAUGGUGGUCGUGGUUACAAAAAGGAUCCGAUCGAGAUCUUAUCAAUGUUCCCUGCCCUUGGUGCGGGAUCCAGAUCGAACCCUGUAGAUUUGAGCGGCAAACGAAAGUCUGAUGACCUCACUCUGGGCAUCAAUCUCCGGGGGAACUCUGGCACAACAAGGUUCUUGUUCGCAGUUCUCAGCAGCCUUGUCUAUAAGCGCCAUCCAGAUGCUUUCGAUGCGCUUUUGGAUUUGUGGGGCCAGAAGCUUCAAAACCUUUUGAGCGACGGGUUCCAGGCCAUGGGGACUACGUGGUAUGUUGCCAUUAUAGGAUUCACUGGCGAUUCUCCGUUCGUCAAAAAGGUUGGCAACAUGAACAGGUCUUUUCAUAAUGUUCGUAAGCGAGCUUCGUCCAAGAAUGCUAAUCAGACUGGGUGUUGUUGGCUGUGUAUGGCGGGAACUGAGACCGCAACCGAGAACUACCCCUUCGAACAUGUCGGAUUUUUCGAGCCAGGUUGGAUACAGACACAAAGGCACAACAAUCAAGUGCCCUGGGAAGACAACGGUGGCCCGCUGCUGCCCUACAUGCAAGUGGAUGCUGACGACACUCCGUCAGCUUGGUUCAAAGCCGACUUGUUUCAUGUGUUUCAUGCAGGCGUCGGACAAGACUUUACGGCCUCUGCAAUCACGUACAGCAUGCGGUUGUUAUUCAAUCGCGGUGGCUUCGAAAGAGACCUCGUAGCCUUGAAUGAGCACCUGGCCACAUUCAUGAAAUCCCAAAGAAAGCGCCUGCACUGCGGUUUUUUGACGAAGGACCUGCUAGGUUAUAACUCCACUCGUGAGUUUCCUGAAGGCAAGUGGUCCAAGAACAGUGACACUGCCGUGGUGAUGCAGUUUUUGGUGUUCUUUUUACAGCAGGAAGAGUUUGCGGCCCGUGUUCGAAGUGAUCCAAUCUUGAAUGAAAUCUUGGAGGCAGCUCUUGCGAUGGGGCGAGUGAUUCGCAAAUGUUUCCGCGCCGACUUCUUCAUGGCAUCGGACGAUUGCGUUGAAAUCAUCCAGAAUGGCCAUGCUUUCCUGUGCGGCUAUUCCAAUCUUUGUGGCAUGUGCUACCGCAACGAGUUGUGCUUGUUCAAGAACAGGCCGAAAUUGCACUAUCUGAACCACAUAUUUCUGCGCAUCUACAAUGAGUGGACACUGGCUGGGACAGCCACCAAUCCUGUCGCCGAAGCAACCUUCAUGUCUGAAGAUUUUGUGGGCCACACGGCCCGUAUUUCGCGAAGGGUGGAUCCCAGAUCGAUCGCCAUCAAGGUGCUUCAGCGAUAUCUGUGUUGGAUUCAAACCGUGUUGGACAAAGAUACUCUGCUGAACCUCGACCUUUCCUGGCUCGACUAG